UGUUUUCAGGAUGCUCAAUUGCGUGAUGCGAACAACUGCGAUGCCUUAGUAAAUCUUGUCGCCGUUAAUCAGUUUCUCGGCAAGGAUUAUGAGGUUAUGAAAAGGGCUAUUGCGCAGCUGCGUGACAUUGACUCUGCACAUCCAUGGCUUCUCGACUUGAAAGCGAAGGAGGAGCUUUUUGAUGAGCUUGUUGCUGCAUAA
Messenger RNA from Ostertagia ostertagi, 201 nucleotides. NCBI's taxonomy places the organism in Eukaryota, Metazoa, Nematoda, Chromadorea, Rhabditida, Trichostrongylidae. The record is from the annotation of a GenBank genome assembly.